Molecule: messenger RNA, 1871 nt
Organism: Python bivittatus (Burmese python)
Lineage: Eukaryota; Metazoa; Chordata; Lepidosauria; Squamata; Pythonidae
Source: RefSeq, a predicted model, not a curated record
CUGGAUGAAGAAAAUAGCCCAGAAGGGAGAAGGAGAAAGACCCUGCUGUGCUAGUUUUCUUAUUGCAGGAGAACGUCCCUGUGUGUGUUGUCUGUCCUACGGAGAACAUUCCCCAAGACAGUUUCAUACGCCUCUUUCUGACGCACACAAAUACCAUGGGAGGAAUCUGAAAUAAUGGGUCCCCAAAUUCUAUCGCGUCAUCCUGCCUAGUAUUUCAAAAUAAUGUGGGUGGCUUAAUGCUAGGAUAUUUCCAUUCAUGUUGGACUAGAUGGAGUUUAGCUGGGAAGCCUUAGCAGUCAGCCCAGCCCUGCCAGGGCAACAAAUCGUUUACUCGUGUGCCUACUCGCUAGUCAUCUACCCUCUCAGGACUAAAAGUUUGGACAUCACCCUCUCCGGAAGGAAAGUGGGCAGAGCAACAGGAAAUUGGAUUCCUCAUUUCCAAGAGGCUGCUGUAAAACAUGAGGCUAAAUGAAAGGCUGAUCAGGCCCUUCCAACCUCCUGCCACUGUCCGAAAAUUCUCAAGUAGCCAGGUGUUUUUAUUCAAAAGCAGUGGACAAUCUGAUUCUGAGGACUCGUCAGAGGAGGAGUUCGAUGCCAUGGAAUUACGAGCAAGGGGGAGAGAGCCGCAGCAAUGCAGUUCUUCCCAGAGCAGAGCUGGAGACGUGCAGCUUCUAGAACGAGUUGUUAAAGAGGAUGACAACCUCAACAAGUUGGCUCUGCAGUAUGGGUGCAAAGUUGCCGAUAUCAAGCGGGUUAAUAAUUUCAUCCAGGAACAAGACUUUUACGCUCUGAAAUCCAUCAAGAUCCCAGUCAAGGUUAAUGGACUGCUGACAGAGACCAGGGAUGAGUUGCUGCCCCUUCGGACCGCUGCUUUGCUACCUGAGUUCUCUGCAUCCAUAGAUCCAGAUAAUAGGAAUGGUGACAACGGACAAAUUGAUCAGUAUUUCAGAGGGAUUGACCAAAACAUUGAAGAAAUGACACACAUGGAAAUCCCUCCAUGUGCAGAUCACUAUGUUGAACCUUCAAAUUGGCCAUCUCUGGAGCAGAAAGCAACCUGUAGUGGAGCAGAUUACGGGAUCCAGUGGUGGAAAGCAGUCUUUGUUAUGCUUCUGAUAGGAAUCGUUUUGCCUGUGUUUUAUAUUGUCUAUUUUAAGACCCAGCAACUGGACAUGGUUCCCAAUACCUCCAACACGACAGAUCCCAUUAACAACUCAGUGAACAGUUCACUGGUGAGAAGAUCAAACCAUGUUGGGCAAGAAGAAAGUACCCCCACAGCCCGUACCACCAAACAAGCUUUCAUCCCAUCAGGGGGAUGACCCCACCUACCCCCCCCACCCCCAAAUGAGCUGGAAGUGACAAGAUAUUCUGUUUUUUGCAAGUAUUGCAUCAGCAGACCACAGCUCUGUUGUUUGUGGUUACUAAUGAACUUUGGACGAAAACCAAGCUAGGGAAAAACAGGGCAAAAUGAGUCAUGGAAAGUAACUAGUCAAUUGUGAUUCUGUUCCCACUUGCAGGAAGAGAUGGGCCAUUUUUUAAUACCAAAAAUGAGUACAGAAUCCUAACCCACAGCAGCAUCCCAUAAAUGCCCAUGUUCUCCUCACUAGACCUCAGCUACCCAAAAUCUUUCUUUCCUCAUUCAUGUUCCCCUGUUGCUGUUAAAAUACAUUUCUCUUAAUGCUGUGUUACUGGGGUAGCUUUUUAGUUUAAGCACUGUUUUGGUGAUAUCCCUGUUCCUCCAGCAGUAUUUUGUGAUGCAUGGCCCUUUUGGAGAAAUCGAUCCAACCGGAUAAUCCAGCAAAAGCUGGAACAUUGCAUGUGUAUGGUUUUUAAAGUUAACAAAUUGAUUAAAAGCCAUGUUUGAGAUCUGCAAA